Amoebophrya sp. A120 is the source of this 6648-nucleotide messenger RNA. NCBI's taxonomy places the organism in Eukaryota, Dinophyceae, Syndiniales, Amoebophryaceae. The record is from the annotation of a GenBank genome assembly.
CUUAAGUAUCACUAUUAAGUUUGCGAUAGGUAGUGGACAGGUCUAUUUGUCAAUGUUCAUCUCUCUAAUGUAGAAGUUUUUCCUAUCAUCAUGGACGACGAAGCGGAAAAUUUGCUUAUCGCCCCUAUUACCGGCGACACACCAGCCGACGACCAGGAUCUUCCCAGAUUGUUGAGACAGCUGCGGACCGACGAUUUGCUUUUUGGUGGGCGCCGGCAUCGAGACAAGAGCACUUCUGCGGAAAACAGACAUGCGGAUUUCCUGAGCGAGCCUGAUUUUGAAAAAGAUUUGCUAGCGCAGAAGUACACUCUCUUUGCCAACACAAUCGCCAUCGGAAUCAACGACGAGAGAGCAGGGAACAGGCUGGUGGGUCAUGACGAAUCAUCCUCGGAGGACUCUUCUGCGUCAAGUCAAAGUGGUAGCGAGGGUGGCAGUGUGUCCUCUAGCUCGAUGGAUGACGAAGAAUUCGAUGCGGUUUUUCUGCAGCAGCUUCGCGACGUGGUAAAAGUAAACUCUGCACGACGAGAGAAGGACUGCGCUGCUUCGGAAAGCGUAAUAAAGCUAGACCUUCCGCAGCCGUUACGACCCAAAACGUCGAAUAGCAGCAAGCGCAGCAUAUUGGAAGAUCUGGGUUUGUCCGCUGGCUGCGUUACGGUGCAAGACGACACAACGUCGAAGAGGAGCACUGCUAAUUCUGCAGCACAGCUAGAGCAGCAGCAGGAGAAUCGACCAACGUCACAUGCAUCUUCAGAUGACAGGGGCGAUAGAAGCAAGAUCGGAGAUGGUCGCUCGCUUUCGCAGGGGCAUCCGCGAAGCUGCAACUUCACGGACACGAAGCCAAUCGGGUCGAAAAAGGAAAAACUUGGCCGGGAACAGCAGACAUCCAGUCGUUCGAGGGGGUCGCAAAAGUCCGCGUCCAGUGUGGACCGACCACGGCAAAGCGUUCCGAAACCGACGGCCUGGACGAAAGCGGAACAAGUACCGAGCGAUGAAGGGCGAAAGAAGGGUACACAGGAUACUACAACACGGCCAACUACAGCUCCUGUCACGCGCGGAGACCGGUCGCCCAAACCAAACCUGACUGCCCAGGGGCAGAUGAAGCAACAGUCGAGCGGCGCGACCACACCAGUCAAGAUGAAAACAACGCUAGUACCCUCCGCUGCUUUCGCAAGUCCAAGUAGUUUCAAACCUCGGGCUAGGACGACUAUGUUGAAUAAAACGUCAACCUCAACCAGUAGCAGUGCAGCAGCAAAGGAGGGUAAAAACGAACAUGACAGCAGGUUUAGUAAAUCGAAAGUUCGUGGUCAGAUCCCGCAGGAAAGUAAAUCAUUGCUCGCGCCAGUUUUGGGUUCAUCAAGUUCCGCAGCACUUACAAAUUCUUCUAUUUCAUCUUCAGUUCCGCAAAAUAGCUUUAACCGAGGGGAUCUUGACCUCCAGUUGAAGCAAAAGCAACUUCUCGACACCGCAACAGAAGUGAAGAAAGCGAAGGAGGCACUGAAGGAAGCGAAGUUGAAAUACGAAAGCCGCCCGGGCGGGGAUGGCGUAGCCGUUAAACGCAUGCUACAGGUGUAUGAACGGAUGCAGUCUAGGUUGACGAGACUCGAAAAGCGCGUGGUUCGAGGGAAACCAGGUGCGAAUGCCGAUGCAGCAGCUGCAGCGACGUCCUCAUCCACGGGAGCGAUUCCCGCGAAGGCUCGCAGUGUCGGGCCAUCUAUCGGACUUGCAACUUCUGGCUCAAUGAUCUCCGUUGGCGCAACAGUAGAGCCAGAAAAGACCACGCAUGCGAGGCCGGCAGCAAGUUCGUCAGAACAUCAUCGCCGAGUAGAACAAUUUAACAGGUCUAGGUCGCCACGGGUGUUACUGCCCGCUCCGGUGGAGAGGAGAAAAAGCGCCAUCGCGGUUUUGUCGCCAGCCGCAGUUGAGACGCGGGCGGAGGCGACACAGGAAGUUGUAGAGGACAAGAGCAGCAGAUCCACAACUGUGCGCAGACGUUUCAUCUCUGAAAGUAACCGGCAAACAAGUCCGCGCGUCGUCACACGAUUGUCUUCGACGCCAAUCGGACACGACCAGACACGCGAGAACGACGCGGUAAAAACAAGAACUGAUGAAAAAGCACAGGACAGAGCAGUAACAAGCGUACUACGGCCGGCGACAGAGCAGCGAUCCGUUACGCCACCCGUCGCAAGACUCGGAGUCACGACUAAAAGUAGACCCGCGCCCAAAAGUCCGCCGAAAAUCGGUUUCGGGCGGAGCGUUUCUCCACGAGCGAACCCUUCUGUGACAAGGACCUCGCCACGACUGCCAGUGCCGCGCAAAGUUGUGGAGCAACACGUCCAGCAGACAAGCAAUGGCGUUGUGGCGGCAACACACCACCAUCACCAAGAGUUGAAAGUCCCAGUGGUCAAAGACAAAACGCAGCAGGUCGUGAACAGCACCGUCGCAGCGCUAAACUCGAACAGAAAUAGCCACUUGCCCUCAACAUCCCCAACAGUCGUCGCGUCCUCAUCUUCAAGUACCUCUGGAAAUAAUAACGCGAGGAGCGGCGACCCACCAGCAGUAGUAGUCGUUCAUCAACAUCAGCCCAAGGCGAAGCAGCCCGUACCGAGGCAGCUUGAUGAAAGCGGGAAGGGAGAAACGACACAGACUGAUCUCGAGAACGAUGAGGCGGCGUACAUUCAGAGCUUGUUCCACUGCAAGAAUGGCGAUAAUAAAGACGGAAGAUUUAUUUCAGCUGCUGGUCGAGCUGGUAGUGCAUCCACAUCCAGCGGCUUCCCUUAUAAUUCCGCAACCCGAGCAGGAUCUUCAUUCGGAUUCCUUGGCCCCGCGGGUGUCAACAUGAAAAAACAACACUUCGUCCGUCCGACGGCGAGCAGCAUCGCCAGAGAGAUGUCCGUGGCGAAGGCACGGGAGGAAAAGAAAGAGAGGCUGCAAACGGCCGCGCAGGAAGUAGAACAGAAGGCGGGGAUCGUCGUUUCGGUGGGAGGACCUGCAGGUUCGGCAGUGGUAGAGCGGAACAAACACGUUCUUGGGAACAAAAUGAGUUCGAGUUCGACGCGGCCUUUGAGAGGACGUGUGAAUAAGAAAACUUCGCAGCAGCCGCUGCUUUUUUCGCAGGAUCACGGGGAAGCUGGUGAUCAGGAAGAAGACGCUGAUUUCUACCGACCAACGACGCUUGCUCAGGAGGAGGAGAAUGGUAUGAUUUUUAGGCUGUAUAACGAAGUACAUGCGCAACUUGGAGGACGGUACUGUUCUCAGUAUGCUUGCUUCAUACAGCUUCCACAACAUAAUUAGGCUUAGGAUAAUAAAUUCUCUUUGUUCACUUAACAUUUACAGCUGCGUCCUCCAGCCUGCAGGCCACCGUCGAGCCGAGCGUCGUCGAGCGUGUCGGUGAGCUUGGCGAAAAGGUACUAGAAUCUGUAGUACUUGCGGCCUCAACCACUGAAGGCGUUAUUGAGGGAGCAACGGUCGCUCCUGCCGCAUCAAUAGCACCACCGCUUGGCAGCAGUUCUAAGGACAACCGCGAACCUACUGCUGCAGAAAGUUCUUCUUCCAGGGCAAAAAAUGGCAAUCAAAAAUCAGUAGAAACAAGGCCGCAAGAGCUGGCCGCUCCGGCAUCGACGUCCGCAGUAGAGCAACAAGUUUCCGCCGCGUCUUCCACUUCCGCUUUCGAGCCCGCGCUUUCCGCACCGCCUCUCGAUCUGCUGUCCCGGGUCGCGGAACUGCCUACGGACGAGGAAAACGAAGAAUUAGAUGCGUUGUUCCGGAAGGUUUUGCAGACCGUCCUGACCGAAAGCAAUCAAAACUCGCCAGCAAAUCGGACACGAUCUUUGCUCGAGAAGAACGGAGGAGUGAUUUCAACUUCCUCUGCUGGUAGACCAGCACGGAAGAUGAACGCCGGUAACAACACAACCGGUUUUCAGUUCAAGCUGAACCAGGACGCGGUAGACAAGAAAAUCAGCACUUUCAUCGAAAAAACCAUCGACGAAGACGCGACGCUGGUCGACCGAAUCGUGAACUCGAAGGAAAUGUCGCGGUCCAAAUCCAAUCCGGUGACGAUCUUCGAUCAGAUCGAGGAACUCGGUGCGUCGCCGGCAGAGAGAGAAGAGAACGACGACCGGCAUCAGGAGGUCCUGCAGAUGGAAUUGCAUCCGUUUUUCAAUUCCUUUUCUCCGGAAUUAGACACGACCGAAGCGAUUUGGAUAGCGGAGCAACUCUGCGACCUGUCCGCGAAAACGACCAAAUGCCUGCACUCCCUUGCGAUCAGCGCGCACCGGGAUCGGGGGAACAAUUUCGACCACACAAUGUCGACGGCCUCCGCAGCCGGAGAUCUGAGAAAUGCAAAAAUGAACAAGUACGGGAACAGCAGCGGGUCGCUGGCUAGGUCGGUCCUGGAAUGCUGCAGCUGCGGCACGGAAUCCGCCGGGACUCUGCACACGAUUUGCACAAACCUACUGCAGAACGCGGAGCAGACGCUGCCAUUGUUGGAGCAGCAGGCUGAGUUGUACAAUAGUGAAAUAGUAAGUCCCUCUACGCAGCUUUCAAAGCCGCUGAUUGGGAACAUUCUUUACAUCACUUUUCUGCCGAUUUGCAGGUUGCACGACGUUCUAACAACGCUGCGGAAAAUCAUCGUGACCUACUACACGGCGGCGCCGACCUUCUCCCUGGAAUUGCUGGAAGAUCUGAAGCAGAACGCGCGAACCGUGGAGAAAUACGAGAACCAAGCGAUCCGCAGCUACAACCGGCUGAACAACGCUUUCGUGGACGAAAACGACCGAAAAGCGGUGCGGAUGGCCGCUUUGGUCUGCUGGCAGACGUUUCAGGGGGGAAAUUUCCUGAGUUCCGAGUACCAGAUGGGCGUAGCAGCGAUGUCCUCGUCGCAUACGGUCAACAAACCUGUUCCGAUCGACAUGGGACCCCAGUACCCGCUGUACCAGUCCAGCAGCGUCCCGGCGAUCAUCGACAAGGUCGGCGAUAUGCGGUUCGGGAUUGACCCGUUGCAUUUACCGAUGUGGAAAAACUUAAUCGUGCCGAACUUCCACGCGAGGACCAACCUGUUCGCGAACAUUCUGGAAAAGCACCACGACUCCGACCACAAGGAGCACCCGGGGCCGCUGUUGACGCCGAAAAUAGGGGAAAACUUCGACCCGCUCGCGAUUUCGCCCUUGAGGAAAAUCGACGGGACGAACGACAGCAAUUACAUGAUGAAAUUCGUGCGGAGCCCUGACGUUGCGAAGAAGAUCUCCGACAUUCAGGCGCUCGAUUUGCGGAAGGCAAGCGUCGACCUGGCGCAGCAGCGACUGUGGGCGGAGAAGGUGAAGAAGAACAAAUUUUUGAAGUACCAGUCCCCCGCCCACGAAACGGUCAAGCUGCCGGGGUUGGACAAACUGAGCCUCCCCGGGUCCCCGCCGGUAAUCGGAUUGAAAGCGAACCCCUGGCCACCGCGAGACUUUGCGGCGUACGAGGCCAUGCAGAAUCGGGUGAAGUUGGCGCCGAAGAGUAAAGCCAAACCGAAGGCGAAGGCAGCAAGUAGUGGCGCCUCGUCUUAUCAAAAACCCCAGGCGAGACCCUAUUCGCAGCACGCUGCAAAGGUUCCGGAAAAAGCUGCAGAUUUGUGGGAUUCGUUGCGGGAGAAGCAUGCGUGAUAAAAGCGAUAUGCGGAAGCUUUCGGUCAUUACUGCUGCCAGUAAAGAAAAAGUUUAUCACCACGAUCAGGGUGGAAGGUGACUGUUAUAAGUUAAAAAUCUAGUACAAACAUGCUGAAACUGAAAGCGAAAGAAACCGAGUCUCGUGCUGCUCCGGUCACAAGAGUGACUGUCAGGUGCGAAAACAGUCAACAUAGUGUCAUUCAGAAAGAGAAAAAAUUCCCUUUAUUCACUUUCAAAUUUAUUGCAGACUCUGACUCUUAUUAAUUGUUGCUUCGUUGAAAUUGUUUGAUAUUUUUCCAAAAGUUUGCCUCUUACAUGUGUCUUAAGCGUCUCGAUCUUCAUCGAAAUCCUGUACUACGGACAGCUGUUGAAUCGUAACUGUAACAAAUUAGAUUGCUUGCCAUCUACCUCUUUGAUCUUACGUUGGGCGAAAAAUGUGCUGUUUCUCGUUUCAAAUUCAAUCGUCAACAUGAUGGCGAAGAAGUACUGUUGAUUUUGACGUUGCCAUGACAUUUUCCUAGAACAGUGACAGGGUUAGUUGCAGACCCGAUGAACAAAAUGAAAAGCGAAAGUACAUAGAAAAUGUCGAAGCUAUCGUGGCAACGCAUUGAAUUUCGAACGUGGUAGUCGUGUCAGUUUUUUUUCUUCGUGAAAGAAUUGAAUUCAGUGACUUCGAACAAGAACCUCCUUCUACUUACAUUCGUCAUGUCUCUCUCUCUCUCUGGAUCCUCGUUUUAGUUUGUUGGCAUCACUCACUUUUUCCUUUUCGUGAUCGUGGGACCAUACUCAUUUCGUCGCAUCGUGUAUGAGCCUUUGGUAGAUACCGCGAAGCUGCGCGAAGAUUUAUAAAAAACGCAAAGUGCCAAUUCGUUUUUACGGACACUCUGUUCUCCUUUGAAAGAAGAAAAAAAAAUCUUUUCCAUUUCUGAAAUAAAAUUUUCAUGCAAACUCGUUCAGUUUUUUUUUGGGAACAUUCGACAUCAGCCGGGGGGGUAACCCAAGG